Messenger RNA from Echinostoma caproni, 2112 nucleotides. Lineage: Eukaryota; Metazoa; Platyhelminthes; Trematoda; Plagiorchiida; Echinostomatidae. The record is from the annotation of a GenBank genome assembly.
AUGGGGACUGUUCUGUUGGUGCUGUUAGGUGCUGUGCUAGCGCUCGGACAAAAGAACAAUAUACAUUUUGGUGAUCAAUUUGCUGGAAUUCGUUAUGCGGAUCCCGAUUCUGCAGGAUAUCGUUACUGUGCCUAUUGGGAACUGGCCGAUGGAACGCACUUACACAGCACAUGCGAUCCGUACUCGAUGGACCGGUGUGGUAAACCGGUAUCCUUUGAAUACAAAUGCUGUUCCGGUUUUGAGGAAGCUCCGGGCAUGUUCUACGCUUUCGGUGGCCAUAAAGCACCGGUCUGUACUAAAAUGAUCUCACCGUUCAAUGAUUGCACGGAAACUGUGCUUCAGUCUGCUGAUUAUGCGGCGUUUGCUCCGGGACUGUCCACUGUUCACCAGCUUAAACAAGAAUAUCCGGACCAACCGUACACUAUCUUUGCACCGAAAGUUGGAGACGGUGAAAACGGGGACGGUCCACUACAGGUGGAACAGCACGUAAUAAAAGGACGAUUCUAUGUGGAAGAUUUGAAGGAUGGCAUGGAACUGGAAACACUGGAUGGAAAACGAAAGUUGCAUGUGAACAAAUAUCCUUAUGGUGUGACCACUGUUGACUGCGUUGAGUUGUUGGACGCGGAUCUCGAAUGCAGAAGUGGCUUGAUUCACAAAGUUCGUCAGCCGUUGGGUGGUAGAUCGGUCGGGCCGAAUGUGGAUCGCAGUUCCGUGCUGAGCUUUUUGCAAACUUAUCCGGACACCCGGGGAUUCGCGGCAGAUUUACCAUCCUCCGUGAAAUCCGAAUUGGGAAAUGUAGCCUCGGGUAAACGGUACACCGUUCUUGCUCCACGUAACCAGGCGUGGAACGCACUCAAAAAUCGCUAUCCAACUCAGCUUAUUGGCCAGAUCGCUAGUGGUCAUGUGCUGCCGGGACAAGUGUGCUCUGCUGGCUUGGUUCGCACUUCAACUGUGCAACACACCAUAGACGGACAACCUGUGGAUAUUGGAUGUGAACUGACGCACGAUUCACACGAACGACGAUUCGUCAAAUCCGCAUGUGGGAAAAAGCAUGAACUGGUCGAGACCGACAUGACAGCUGCGAACGGUGUGAUUCAUCUGCUCGACGAACCCAUCCUCCCCGUAUCCGCUUAUUUACACAAACUGUUCUUUGUAGCCUACUCCCUGGAGGAUUUGAAAAAGAGCAAGGAGUGCGCAAAAGAGCUGAAAAUCACCGAAUUUAUCAAACUGUUGGAGGAAUGUGAUUUGUACAUGGAGCCCGGAACCAAAUAUGCAGUGAUUUUACCUCUGGAUGAAGCCUUUGAUUGGUGGUCUCGCUAUGAACAGUUCCGCGCGGAGUAUCAGCGUUUCCAGACUGACAAGGAUUAUCGAUGUCGCGUUGCACGAUAUCACAUUGUGAAAAGCGAUAACCGAUUGAAGACUAUUAAGUCGUUUGCCAGUCACACGUUGGGACAUCGAACAAAUAAUAAGAACGAUUUCUUGUAUGAGAUAACUUAUUUCAAGAAAACGCCAGUUGGUUCCGAACUUCACUUCCACUAUUCGCCGAUCCCGAACAUGCGAGCUUUCGAAUUGCAAGAUGCCUCAAUCUACUUCACUCCACGCAUCAAUGUGAUUCCCGAGAUGAAUCUGACUGACAUUCUUGCUUCACGGCCGGAUACCACAUUAACCAACGAUAAAACUGUGGAAGCACGCAUGAAUGAGAAGCACUUCCAAAAGAAUGCCCCGAAAAACUUAUACUUGGUCACCACCGACGACGGAUGGAAAGACCCCCGAGCAAAACCAGGCAGUGCCAGUCCAUAUCGAUCGGAACUUAAUAUGUACAAAGGCGAAGCAUUGGAAAAGUUCCUUCUCCUACACCACGUACCCCUAUACCUGUGGGGUGGUGAUAUUGGGUAUUUCGACAAAAACACGGUGCAUAAAUUCAUGUCCUCUGCUGGAGUUGAGCUUAUUUUCUGGAUGGACGAGAAAGGCGUAAUGCGAAUUGGUUAUGAAGGGUUACCACGUAGCGAAUGGGUAAGUCAAUAUUGUAGAGAUAUUCGUUCAAUCGUGGAGUGUGAUAGCACUAACUGUAUCAUAUUUACGGUGGAAAAUUAUACCUCCAGAUCAUUCUAA